AUCUGCCCUGAAACUCUCGGUGGCUGGAGCCGGGAGACUGGGCAUGCUCAGAAGCCAGGGCUGGCUUUGGUCUCAAGUAGGAAGCUUUCGCACUCGGGAGGCAGCAGCGACUUUGGGGAAAGUUGAUCGGAGAGGGGAGGACGCCCCAAGACGCGGAGCGGCGGCAGGAAGGAGCCCCCGGCAGCCCGGAGGAGCAUGGGCACCCUGCGGGAUUUACAGUACGCGCUCCAGGAGAAGAUCGAGGAGCUGAGGCAGCGGGAUGCUCUCAUCGACGAGCUGGAGCUGGAGUUGGAUCAGAAGGACGAACUGAUCCAGAAGCUGCAGAACGAGCUGGACAAGUACCGCUCGGUGAUCCGGCCGGCCACCCAGCAGGCGCAGAAGCAGAGCGCCAGCACCUUGCAAGGCGAGCCGCGCACCAAGCGGCAGGCGAUCUCCGCUGAGCCCACCGCCUUCGACAUCCAGGAUCUCAGCCAUGUGACUCUGCCCUUCUACCCCAAGAGUCCACAGUCCAAGGAUCUUAUAAAGGAAGCCAUCCUUGACAAUGACUUUAUGAAGAACUUGGAGCUGUCGCAGAUCCAAGAGAUUGUGGACUGUAUGUACCCAGUGGAGUACGGCAAAGACAGUUGCAUCAUCAAAGAAGGAGAUGUGGGGUCGCUGGUGUAUGUCAUGGAAGAUGGUAAGGUUGAAGUUACAAAAGAAGGUGUGAAGCUGUGCACGAUGGGUCCAGGAAAAGUAUUCGGGGAGUUGGCUAUUCUUUACAACUGUACCCGGACGGCGACCGUCAAGACUCUUGUAAAUGUGAAACUCUGGGCCAUUGAUCGACAAUGUUUUCAAACAAUAAUGAUGAGGACAGGACUCAUCAAGCAUACCGAGUAUAUGGAAUUUUUAAAAAGUGUGCCAACAUUCCAGAGCCUUCCUGAAGAGAUACUCAGUAAGCUUGCUGACGUCCUUGAAGAGACCCACUAUGAAAAUGGGGAAUAUAUCAUCAGGCAAGGUGCAAGAGGGGACACCUUCUUUAUCAUCAGCAAAGGAAAGGUAAAUGUCACUCGUGAAGACUCGCCAAGUGAAGACCCAGUCUUUCUUAGAACCUUAGGAAAAGGAGAUUGGUUUGGAGAGAAAGCCUUGCAGGGGGAAGAUGUCAGAACAGCAAACGUAAUUGCUGCAGAAGCUGUAACCUGCCUUGUGAUCGACAGAGACUCUUUCAAGCAUUUGAUUGGAGGAUUGGAUGAUGUUUCUAAUAAAGCAUAUGAAGAUGCAGAAGCUAAAGCGAAAUAUGAAGCUGAAGCUGCUUUCUUCGCCAACCUGAAGCUGUCUGAUUUCAACAUCAUUGACACCCUUGGAGUUGGAGGUUUCGGACGAGUGGAGCUGGUCCAAUUGAAAAGUGAAGAAUCCAAAACCUUUGCAAUGAAAAUUCUCAAGAAACGCCACAUCGUGGAUACGAGACAGCAGGAGCACAUCCGCUCGGAGAAGCAGAUCAUGCAGGGGGCUCAUUCCGAUUUCAUAGUGAGAUUAUACAGAACAUUUAAGGACAGCAAAUAUUUGUAUAUGUUGAUGGAAGCUUGCCUAGGUGGAGAGCUCUGGACCAUUCUCAGGGAUCGAGGUUCAUUUGAAGAUUCUACAACCAGAUUUUACACAGCAUGUGUGGUAGAAGCUUUUGCCUAUCUGCAUUCCAAAGGAAUCAUUUACAGGGACCUCAAGCCAGAAAAUCUCAUCCUAGACCACCGAGGUUACGCCAAAUUGGUUGAUUUUGGCUUCGCAAAGAAAAUAGGAUUUGGAAAGAAAACAUGGACUUUUUGUGGGACUCCAGAGUAUGUAGCCCCAGAGAUCAUCCUGAACAAAGGCCAUGACAUUUCAGCCGACUAUUGGUCACUGGGAAUCCUAAUGUAUGAACUUCUGACUGGCAGCCCACCUUUCUCAGGCCCAGAUCCUAUGAAAACCUAUAACAUCAUAUUGAGGGGGAUUGACAUGAUAGAAUUUCCAAAGAAGAUUGCCAAAAAUGCUGCUAAUUUAAUUAAAAAACUAUGCAGGGAUAAUCCAUCAGAAAGAUUAGGGAAUUUGAAAAAUGGAGUGAAAGACAUUCAAAAGCACAAAUGGUUUGAGGGCUUUAAUUGGGAAGGCUUAAGAAAAGGCACCUUGACACCUCCUAUAAUACCAAGUGUUGCAUCACCCACAGACACAAGCAAUUUUGACAGUUUCCCUGAGGACAAUGACGAACCACCACCUGAUGACAACUCAGGAUGGGACGUAGACUUCUAAUGUAUUUCUCUUACCUGCUUCUGCCUUGCUGAAGACAGCUUUUUCUGAGACACAGCUGCCAGCAAACCUGAAGGAAAGAGAGAAGAUUAGUGCUCGGGGUCACCAUGAUGCCUUUGAUCGAUGCUGCUCCAGUAACUACAGUGGCAUUAGGACUUAUUGCUUAGAUGACAGUAGUGCUCUUUACAUGUUUUCUGUUUGAACCUAAAAAUAGCAGUUGACAUGGUGGUCCUGAAGCAAAGCCUU
Molecule: messenger RNA, 2499 nt
Organism: Eubalaena glacialis (North Atlantic right whale)
Lineage: Eukaryota; Metazoa; Chordata; Mammalia; Artiodactyla; Balaenidae
Gene: PRKG1
Product: protein kinase cGMP-dependent 1
Exons: 18
Coding region: 196-2256 (686 amino acids)
Biological process (GO): protein phosphorylation
Molecular function (GO): ATP binding; cGMP-dependent protein kinase activity
Source: RefSeq, a predicted model, not a curated record